Messenger RNA from Heterobilharzia americana, 3922 nucleotides. NCBI's taxonomy places the organism in Eukaryota, Metazoa, Platyhelminthes, Trematoda, Strigeidida, Schistosomatidae. The record is from the annotation of a GenBank genome assembly.
AAACAUUCCUAUAUCACACACACACACAGAAUAUGGUCAAAUUUAUAGCGUAAAAGGAAGUGUUUACAAUACUAAUACUACUACUUCAUAUUUUAACUAUUACUAGUAUUACUGAAUGAAUAAAAAGUUUUUUCUAUUAAAAGAAUACUAACUGAACGCAUUUCUACUAUUUUCAUCUGUUCUAUAAUGCAAAAACACUCUAAAAGAAAUUCUCAAUCACUUUCAGAAAAUAAUGACAAUGAAAGUCAAGAAGACGAUAAAGUGGAAUCAGUUCAUACAGAACCUUUAAAUAAACAACCAAAGUUAACUUUAUUCAAACAAAAUCUGUUUAAUGAUGCUAAAAUCAGUGAUAUUGAACAACAAAAAGAAACAGAAAAAGAACAGUAUAUAAUCAAUAAAAGAUCUAAAACAAUUCUACAUGAUCAAUCAAACAAUAAAUCAAUAAUUGUUGGAAACGAUAUGUUACAUACACUUAAAUCUCUCUUAACAUGCUCUGUAUGCUUAGAAAUCAAAGAUCAAAUAAAUCAAUGUCCAAAUGGACAUUUAAUCUGUUCACAAUGUUCUAUUCAAUUACAACAACAAUCAACUCAAAUAAAUUUAUCUAAAUGCCCAAGUUGUCGUAUUAAUUUACAGUAUAUGUUAUGUAGAUGCUUAUUAGCUGAACAAAUGAUCGCUGAAUUACCAUAUCAAUGUCCAUCUUGUUAUGAUGUAAUACCGCGUAGAUUAAUAAAACUACAUGAAUAUAAAUUAUGUCCUAAUCGUUAUGUAUUAUGUCGUUAUAAUCUUGUUGGAUGUUUAUGGAAAGGUAAAUAUAAUGAUUUAAAUUCUCAUCUAUUAUAUUGUGAUUAUAAACAAAAAACUGUUGAAGAUAUUGAAAAAUAUUUAGUAAAAAAAUUAAUCAACUAUGAAUUAUAUUUAAUGAAUGAAAUACAAUUUAGUAAAAGUUUAUUAACUAAGUUGAAUUAUAAUCCAAUAGGACUAAAAUUAAUUCAAAAACAAAUUAUUGUAUUUCGUCAAGAUUCACUUGAUUUAAACAAAAAUUCAAUUUUAUAUCAAGCAAAAAAUAUAACAUUUUUAUCUAAUUUAAAACGUUUAUCUAUUGAAAUUUGUAUUAACUAUGAAUUAAAUAACCUAGAGUAUUCAAUUAAAACGAAAUCAAAUCAUACAAUAGAUUUUAUGAUAUGUUUAAAUUCAUUCAAGUGUGAAGAUGUAUGGUUUAGUUUAAAUGAUCAAUUGCAUUCAAUACACUUUGAUGCAUUGAAUAAACAGUCAUCCAAUUAUACUGUUGAUGUGUUCAUGGUUAAUGUAUAUUGUAAAUAUAAUAUUAAUCAGUAUACAUAUACAUUUGAUGAUUUAUUGAUAGUUAACCAUACAAAUCAGUUUACAUUCAACUUAUCUGAUCGAAAUAAUUGUAUUUUAUUAAAUUUUCUCUUAUUCAUUAAAUGUAAAAAUUUAUUGGAAUUUGAUUUAGACGGGAAUCAAAAUUUAUGCCUUGGUGAACCAAUAAACGUACAAAUGAGAUUUGAGCAUGGCAAUGAAGAUGGCCAAUCACAAUUAUACCAGAGUCUGUAUUCAGAUAAUAGUAUAAUGAAUGAAAGUGGAAACAGUAAUGUAACUACUACAACUCCACAAGAUCAACUAAGAUUAGGCAGAUUGACAAGAUUGUGGGAAUUACCAAGUAGUAAUUUGUUACAUCCAAUUCUAGAUAGUCUACUUUCAAACAAUAUAUCAACUACAACGACAACAACUACAUCUUUGUCAAGCGCAACAAGGUGUACUGAUAGAACGAAUAGAGGCAUUGACUAUUGUAUCAAUCCAUUGGUAGUUACAAUAACCAGCCUGUCUAGUGGAGAUGAUGAAGAUAGUGAGAAUAAUCUGCGACAGAAUGGUAUACCAGCUAGUGAUUUUAUCACAAGACACUUGGGUUUACAACAAAAUAACAGUGAUGAAGAUGAUGAGUCUGGAGAAGAUGAAGACAAUAGUUCUGAUAGUGAACAUGAGAGUAAUGAAGAACCGGAGGAAACUACCUACUCUGAUAAUGAUGAUGAAGUUGUCAAUAAAACAUUAGAAGAAAAUAACAAUGCACUGAUUGAAAUGGAUAAAGAAGAGGAAAGUGGUUAUCUAGCUAUUAAGAAUGACCUUGAAACCAAUUCUGGCAGUAAAUAUGACUAUACUAAUCCAGAAUAUACAAAAAGAGUGCAAAUGAAAAAUGGGAAUAAUAAUUUUCAUGUCUACAGUAGUAGUAAUAAUAAUAAAUCAUAUGAACAUUUAACUAUUCCCUCUAAGCGUAAACGUUUAAAAGAAAAUUUAAUCAACUUUAAUGAACACCAAUCAGAUACCCAAAUGACAAGGUCAACUUCAUUGAAAAAACGAAAUACACAAAUGGAAACAAUCAAGAUUAAACUAAAACAAGAGAAUGUAAAUAUGAAUAAGAAAUUUUAUUUACCGGUUUUAUUAAAAAGUUGUAUAACUUUCUUCAGUAGUUUUUCACGCUACUUAUUGCGUAGUCAUAUGGUGACAAGUGAGUUAGACACAGAAAAGAACAAGAAUAGAUUAAUAGUGAAUAACGCACAAAAUAAUAUAAUAUUAGGGGACAAUAAUCUUCAAUCUAAUGAUUUUCAUUCGGAAGAAACAAAUCAUUUCAAUCAGUCCGAAAAUAAACCUAGUUACUAUUACUAUUAUGAGGAUUGUCAUCAGAAGAGGAAUGAUACAGGAGAUGACUGUAAGUGGUUUUAUAAGACAUAUGAAGCAAGUAAACUGAUGGAUAGUUCAAAAGCUGAAGAGUAUCAACACCCUGAUUGUAAUCAUUUUUUACCUAUCACUAGUAUAUCUACGAUACAAACAUCAUCUUCAGGUUUAACCAUCAAUGGAAUAAAAUCGUCUACGAAUAUAUCUUCAAGUAUACCUUCAUCGUCAAUUGGGAAUACAAUAAUUAAUCAUAAACUAUACGAUCUGAAUAUCUGUAAUCCGAAUAUUAAAAUGAGACGAAAGUAUACAAGAAAACGUAGAACAACUUCAAUAAAGAAUAAAACAUAUAAAACUAGUAGAAUUAAAAAAAGUUUAAUUCACUAGAUUUGAUAAUAUGCUGAUUAUAGUUUAAAUGAAAUAGAUACUUUCUGUAAAUUGAAUAUUUAAACCAUUUGGCGGGAAAAAAAAGUUAAUCUAUAGUAGUAUAUGAAACUUCUCAAACUCUUUGCUUUUACUAUUUUUAAAGUGAAGGCGAUUUCCGAUGAAACAUUUAUGAGUUAUACUCAUAUAUUUUUAAUGUAUAACUUUUAAUUUUAUGUGAUAAAGCAUCAUUGCAAUCCAUAGACUACUUUAAGGAUUUGAAUAAAGUAAUGUACAAAUGAAUACUUCUUAUUAAUUUUGUUGUAUAGGAGAAGUCUAUUUUCAAUGGAAUUAUAUUUUUUCUGAAUGAUGUGUGGACAAAUGGCAGAAUGGAUGGCUUAUAAAUCUUUAAAUCAUAAAAUCCCAACAUAUGCAGGAGAUUAUCUUACUUAACUGACAGCCAGCUCUGAAUUAUUGAAUUUUUGAAGACCAUUGUGCAUACCGAGUCGAUUUGUGAUGUUGACAGAAGUUGGAUCAGGUUGGAAGAGUGUUCAAGGUGACUAGAUCAAGACAUAACAUCAGUUCAUGAAGUCCCUAACUUCUGAAUUGAGCUGUGUAGGGAUGUGUAGACUUCUUGGUCGGAACCAGUGGUUUCAGGUUCAGGGUGAUAUGGUUGAAAUCGGUCACAAUGGUGGAGAUAUAUUCACUCUUUGACAUCUAAAGCUUGAAUAUUUUGAAUAAACUUACUUCUUAAAUUCCUUCUCCUCUCAUACGUCCUAUCUAAUAUGAUAUCGGUCCCUUUUCUAUCCACUUGUUCUUUGUAUACUACUGUAAAGUAUGGUAACUUGAACCAAUACAUUUGUGUAUGAGGUUC